AGGACCUUCUCAGCAACUUCCAAGCUCGGUGCUUAUGGGCGGGGCAAGGGCGACGUGCAUUGUGACGUAAGGGCGACGUGCAUUGUGACGCAGCUGCGGAGGCCUCUGGCAGCGCGGCGGCCGCCUAGCUUGGUGGCGCCAUUUUGUGAGGAGGUGAACGGUCGUCGGCCCCGGCCCGCGUUCCCGACCGGCCCCGGCCCACCUCCCCCGGCCCCGGCCCCGGCUCACCUCCCCCGGCCCCGGCCCCGGCCCGCGUUCCCGACCGGCCCCGGCCCACCUCCCCCGGCCCGCGUUCCCGACCGGCCCCGCCUCAGCACAGGGGACUGAUGGCGGCCGACAGCCGCGAUGAUAAAGAUGGUGAAGUCAAUGUUUUGGAUGAUAUCUUGACAGAAGCGCCUGAUCAAGAUGAUGAGCUUUAUAAUCCUGAAAGUGAACAAGACGUUAGUGAGAAGAAAGCAUCAAAAGAAAAAAGAAAGGAGAGGGCUGACAGUGGUGAUGGGAAAAGACAGAAAUCUUCAAGCCAUUCGGCACGACAAGUUAGCAAAAGAAUCUUCCUGCCCUUCUGCAGGAGACAACAUAAGGCUUCCCUUUCAAAAGGUAGACACCUGCCCAGAAAUAUCGAAGAGGGUGUUAAAAUGCAUCGAUCAGGCAUUCAUCUAAAGAGGAAACUCAUUCCCGAUUAUCAGUCAGAAGCUGAGAUUGAUUCUGAUGGCAAUACCUCUUCUGAAGACCAUGAAAAUCAAGAUGAGGCUGUAGAUGAGAUUAGGCCUGAUGAAGAUGAUCCUGAGGAAGAGAAGGAGGAUGAGGAGGAAGAAGUAGAAGAAGAAGAAUCUGAACAGGAUAUGUCUGAGCAAGAUGAUUUCAGAGAAAGAGAUCCCAGAGAAAACAAGGAGGAAGGCCAUGAGCAGGAUUACGACAGGAGUGAAGCCAGUGACUCUGAGUCAGAGUCUGUCUCAUUUUCUGAUGGAGAGUCUGCUACCAGAUCUGGUUCUGAUGCAUCAGACGAUGAGACAGAUAAAAAGGAGAAGAAAAAGCGAUCUAGAGACAUUUCUCCAAUUGUGUUUGAUAGGAGUGAAAGUUCAGCAUCCGAUUCAUAUGCAGGAUCAGAGAAGAAACAUGAGAAGCUGUCAUCAUCUGUGCGUGCAGUACGUAAAGAUCAAACUAGUAAACUGAAGUACGUUCUUCGAGAUGCACGGUUUUUCCUCAUAAAGAGCAAUAACCAUGAGAAUGUAUCUCUGGCAAAGGCUAAGGGUGUGUGGUCAACACUGCCAGUAAAUGAGAAGAAGCUCAACACUGCAUUCCGAGAUGCUCGGAGCGUUAUACUGAUAUUCUCUGUUCGAGAAAGUGGAAAAUUUCAGGGAUUUGCUAGACUUUCAUCAGAAUCUCACCACGGAGGGUCUCCAAUACACUGGGUGCUGCCAGCUGGGAUGAAUGCAAAAAUGUUGGGUGGCGUCUUUAAAAUCGACUGGAUUUGCAGACGCGAGUUGCCAUUUACAAAACAGGGCACCUUGUCCAACCUAUGGAAUGAAAACAAACCUGUUAAAAUUGGACGGGAUGGGCAGGAAAUUGAACCUGAGUGUGGCACACAGCUUUGUCUUCUAUUCCACGAUGAAAGCAUUGACUUGUAUCAAUUCAUUCAUAAAAUGCGGCACAAGAGAAGAGUGCACUCUCAGCCACGAUCAAGGGGGCGACCUUCUCGACGUGAUCCUGUCCGGGAAGUGGGAAGGCGUCGAGCAGAAGAUUUUGACUCAUAUAACACCAGAAAGAGACCAAGGAUUGACUACCCACCAGAAUUCUCACAAAGACCAGGGUACAUGAAGGAUCCACGGUACCAAGAAGUAGAGAGACGAUUUUCCGGCAUUAGACGUGAUGUGUUUUUAAAUGGAUCCUACAAUGAUUAUAUGAGGGAAUUUCAUCACAGCAUUGGUCCACCACCACCUUGGCAGGGAAUGCCACCUUAUCCUGGUAUGGAGCAAGCUCCUCAUCAUCCUUAUUAUCAACAUCACCCCCCACCACCUCAGGCACACCCACCGUAUUCCGGACAUCAUCCAGUCCCACAUGAAGCCAGAUAUAGAGACAAGAGAGUGCAUGACUAUGAUAUGAGAGUAGAUGACUUCCUUCGUCGCACACAAGCAGUUGUCACCAAUCGACGAAGUAGACCACGGGAAAGAGAGAGAGAACGUGAACGACCUCGAGACAGCAGGCGAGACAGAGAACGUGAUCGAGGCAGGGAACGAGAACGAGAGAGGGAAAGGAUGAGAGAGAGAGACAGAGAGAAGGAACGAGGAAGAUAUAGACGAUAGCUCAUCAGCUGAAGCACUGUCAAUUUUUGUUUACGGUAGCUGGAAGGUGUUUGGAUCUGUUCCUUUUUUAUUUUCAUUUUUUUAAGUUAAAUUACCUAUUCAGAGUUACUAUGACCCUUGUAUGUCUAUUGCUUUCAUGCAUGUGGAACUAUAUCAACUGAAUUUUGACCCCAGAAGCACAGAUUUUUCUAGAGUGAUAUUUCAGGGGAAGGGUACGGUUUUCUGGUGACUGCCACAUGUCUAAUCAGAAAUAUUUACCCUCCGUUCAGUUGAAAGCUGUAGGAAGAAAUCUGCACUUGGCAUAGACUUUGUUGUAUGUAGUUGCACAUGGAUUAAUGAGGAAAACUUUUGCUGCUAAUAAGUAUGCAACUUGAGUAUAAUGAGCUGAUUGUGUGACCUAAUGUUGUAGCAAGCAACUUUUUAAAGAAAAACUCCAUUUAGAUUUCAACUUUUUCAGUGUUAAUGAUGAAAGCAAUAUUCAAAGACACAAUUGCAAUUCAGUUUUAACUUUUUUAAGAGUAAUCCCUUAAUAGCAUUUAAUCAAUGCUAAAGUUCAUUACUUUUUCCCAAAAAUUAAAAAAAAAGCACGCAGUGGCCUGGUAGAUUUACUGUAUGGUAGAAAUUGUUACAUUACCUUUAACUGCAAAACUUUUGUACAAAAUAAAUGAGAAAAAUGA
Pristis pectinata (smalltooth sawfish) is the source of this 2980-nucleotide messenger RNA. It is a transcript of the gene ythdc1, whose product is annotated as YTH N6-methyladenosine RNA binding protein C1. Gene Ontology annotation, biological process: mRNA splicing, via spliceosome; regulation of alternative mRNA splicing, via spliceosome. Gene Ontology annotation, cellular component: nucleoplasm. The record is from RefSeq and is a predicted model, not a curated record. Gene Ontology annotation, molecular function: N6-methyladenosine-containing RNA reader activity; mRNA binding. NCBI's taxonomy places the organism in Eukaryota, Metazoa, Chordata, Chondrichthyes, Rhinopristiformes, Pristidae.